AUGACGCGGAGCUGUUCCGCGCUGGGCUGCACCGCACGCGACAGCGCGCGGAGCCGCGAGCGCGGCGUCUCCUUCCACCAGUUCCCGGUGGACGCCGCGCAGCGCCGCGCGUGGAUCCGCGCCGUGAACCGCGUGGACCCGCAGAGCCGGCGGCCGUGGCGGCCCGGCCCCGGCGCCAUCCUCUGCUCCCGACACUUCGCCGAGGGGGACUUCGAGCGCUUCGGGCUGCGGCGGAAGCUGCGGCGGGGGGCCGUGCCCUCCCGCUUCCUGCCCCCGGAGCCGCCGGGCGCCGGCCGGAGGAGGAAGAGGAGCAGGACCCGCGUGCGGGCGCUGAAGCAGCCGCUGCGCGGCCCCCCCGGCGGGGACCACAACUACAGCCUGCGGGGCCGCCCCACGGACACCCCGCGCACCGUGGCGAGCCUCCUCAGGAUGCUGGUGAAGAAGCGGCAGCUUCCUGAGGAAAUCGUGAGUUUGCUGCGGGCGCAGUUUUCAGAUUUGCCUUUUGAGCUGCACAGCUGGAGGCAGAUGGCAGAAUACUCACCAGAAAUGAGGCAAUUUGCCUGCAUUCUCCACCUCUACCAUAUUAAGGCCUAUGAUUAUCUGCGGAAGAUUUUUCCCCUCCCUCAUCCCUGCAGCCUGACAAAUUGGCUGUCUAAUAACGAGGCUGCUGCAGGCUUCAGCAAUGACAUUUUUCUCCGGCUUCAGGAAAAGGUGGAGAGAGGGGAUCAGGCCUACUGCUACUGUGCUGUGAUGGUACAAGACAUGUCCCUGCAGAAGCAGCAGGAGUGGGACCCACAGACCAGGCGCCUGACAGGCUUUGUUGACCUGGGAGCAGGCAUCCUUGAUGCUGAUGAGGCUCCGCUGGCCUCGGAAGCAAUAAUCCUCAUGGCAGUCGGCAUCUCCAGUCCCUGGACAGCUCCACUGGGCUACUUCUUUGUGAACAGCAUGACCGGCCGCUUGCUUGCUCAGCUCUUUCAUCAGACCAUCAGUAAGCUGAAUAACAUUGGGAUCACGGUCCUGGCUGUGACAUCAGGUGCCUCUGCUCGCGGUGCUGAGACCGCCAGAGCUUUGGGGAUCAGGAUGGAUCCCGAAAGGAUUCGGUGCACUUUCCAUCAUCCGCCUGGUUCUGCUCACAGCAUCACAUACUUCUUUGAUGUUUGUCACGCGCUUCAGCUGAUAAGGAAUGCUCUGCAGUGCUUCCAGAAAGUAGAGUGGCUCAGUGACACCAUGUGGUGGCAGCAUGUGGUGGAGCUGGCAGCUCUGCGGGAGCAGAGGGUGUUGGAGCCAUGCAGUCCCAGCUCAGGCAGAUCUGGGAGCAAAGAGAGUUACCAUCUGAAGGUCAACUUUGCUACACUGUUGUUCAGCGAAGGUGUUGCCGAUGCCCUAGAACACCUCCAGAAGCUGGGCCUGGCCUCAUUUCAGAACUGCAGUGGCACUGUCAAGUUUGUGCGUUUGAUGAGCUCUCUGUGCGAUGUAUUUUGUGGCAGAGGUCCCUAUGGAAAGGGACUGAAGGUGCCUUUGCUGGCUGGAAAUUACACCAAAAUAAGCAACCUCUUCAAUGAGGCCAAGAGCUUCUUUGUCACCUUAACAGACUCUGUGGGGAGAUACAUUAUUAAGAGCAAACGCAAACUAGGAUUUCUGAGUCUCUUGCUCAAUGCUGAAAGCCUGAAGUGGCUUUACUCCAACUACAUGUGUCCGGAAGGCACUCCUUCCCACCACCUCCAGACCUACGCCUUCAGCCUGGACCCACUGGAGCUGUUUCUCAGGGCCCUCCAGCAGGCCUGUGGCACCAGUGGGAGCCCCACCUGCACUGUGUUCCAGGCUGCUUAUCACAAACUGCUGGCCAGCUGCAGCCUGUCACCAGGCUCACCACACAGCAGUGGCUCAGGCAACGUGAGCUCCUUGGACGUAUCCCUGUCUCAUAGCAGAGAUCUGACCCUGGGCAGCAUUCGUGCUCAGUAUAACCCAGCUCGUGGGAGGGCACUGGCAACAGAGUACCCCUUCUGCGCAGGCCUCCUUUUGCACAGCUCCGCGCUGAGUAACGCGCUGACGGACCUGUCCCUCCACGCGUGGAGCGUCACCUGCGCCGCCGGCUUCGUGGCUGAGCAGUUGGCCUGGGACUUGCAAUGCGAGGCUUGUCUCGCUUCCCUCUUUGACUCAGAUGAGAGCAGGCUGAGGUGCAGGUCAGUGCUCUACGUAAAAAAGUCAGGCAGAGUGAGUCUGCCCUCGGCAAGCGUGCACUGCAUAGCAAGCAUUUCGGAACGAGUCCUAAAGCGGUACGGCAACGUAGGGGAUGGCAACAAAAAUACCAAGCUGUGGCAUUCGUCUCUAGAACAGAAAGUCUUCCAGGAGCUUCUGGGAGAAAGGCCCCUCUUCCCCACCCUCACAAACCAUUUAUUUGAUGGGGAGUUGAGCAUCAACAACCACUACACAGUUUUACUAAAGAAAAUAACAAGAUGUUACUUAAACAUGAGAACAAACCCUGCACAACACCUGAACUUGAAAUACCCUUGUGGAAGGCACAGAUUGAAAAGACAUUUAUUUCCAUCACCACUGGGUAGCUGUCAGUCAAGCUGUACUCAUGUGGCAUCAUGACUACUCUGCUGUUCCAAGGAUGGCUGUGCCCUGCUGAGGGGCUCAGUGAUGGCUGGAUCUGGGCAACACGUGUCUUCCCAUGAUUCGGCCACCAAAACUGGUAUUAAGCAGUGAUGCGCUGGGCCACGGCAAAGCACCCGAUCGGAGUCUGACUAAGCAAAUCAAGGAGGUUUAUCUGAUCCUGCAAAGUAGCCACACACUUCAUGAAACUUGUGUGGCAGGUCAGGAUGAGCAAUGGUUGCUUGAGGUGCCUGGGACAGUGGUAGGAGACACUGCAGUGUCCCCUGGAGGUGCUGGGUGGCUUCAUGCUGUGAGCGCUUUUGCCAGGAGAAAACUGAUGCAUAUUCCAUGUGGCUGGGAGAGAUCACGUGUGCUGGCAAUUUGAUUUCACCAAAACAGAUCUGCUUUAUGAAAGCCACAGGCAAGAAAGCUUGAAGAGCUUUUACCUUAAAAGCAAAAUAAAGAUGUGAAAAGAAAGUGGCACUCAAGUUGUACCUGGGUGUGCUGUAGCAGGGCGAGUGUUUCAGGUCCCAUUUCGUGGCCCCAUCAGCUCACCUACACAAACUCAACUUUGUGUCCUGCAGCCCAGGGCACAAGGGAGUCUCCUUUUGAUGUUUCCACUGAUGACUUGAGUCAUAGCUUUGAUGCCAUCAAGUAGGACAGGCUUUUUCAGUUAAUUAAUUUCCAUGGCAAUUGAAACUGCCUCCAGCGCUUUACCAGGAAUAACAAAGUUUGGCAUGACUGCUACUAAAUGGCAUCCCUUUACCGUGCAGAACAGCAGUUGCAUCCAUAGAGACAGAAGGCAACUAAUUCCCACCAAACUUGCUGUUCAGUUACUUUCAAGCUUCAUGAUGGAGAUGGGAUGAAAAAUGGUGAUCCACCACGUCCUAGGGCAGGAAUAAUAAUUAAAGGUGCCAUUCUGCCUACCAGUGACUUGACAAAACUGUCCCUGGUUGGUUCGGGUUCUUCCUCCUCUCUUUAGUCCUAAUCACACCGUGGGAGCAGAACUGCUGCACUCAAUUCCUCAAGCUCUGGUUUGAGAGCUGCAGCACCACAGAACUUCACGCAAUCACUGCUGGGAGGAACAAUCCAAAACCUUUAGACUGUUUUUUUUCCACUCCAAUUACCUAUGCAAAAAGCUGUGUUGAAGCCAUCACUGUCAUGGAGCCAAUUCCAGCUACAACAUACUUUGCAGAAAACUAUUUCCCUUCAAUAUAUAUAUAUACAUGAUUUUUAGGACAAGUGGAAAAAUGCUGCCAAAAUCCCAGUGCUAGAUUGGUUGCAAUCAUAUAUUGUUGUAACACUCAGAUUGCCUACACCUCCAGCCCCAAUAUGAGUAGUUAUGGACUGGGAUUGCUGUGCAUGACAAUACACCAGUAACCAAGGGAUAUUUAUCUCUAGUAGAAUUUGGUCUCAUACUGAAAAUGCAAGUCAGUACUUGCAUCAGAAGUGGACCUAGUAUUAACCAUUUAUUUUGAUAUUUCAGUGAAAAACCUUGCGUAUUUGUCAGUGCUGAAGAAAAGGAGUGCGAAAAAAAUCGUAUUUACAG
Lepidothrix coronata (blue-crowned manakin) is the source of this 4144-nucleotide messenger RNA. RefSeq names its product THAP domain containing 9 (gene THAP9). The transcript has 5 exons. The record is from RefSeq and is a predicted model, not a curated record. Lineage: Eukaryota; Metazoa; Chordata; Aves; Passeriformes; Pipridae. Bases 1 to 2595 code for a protein of 864 amino acids.